Molecule: messenger RNA, 1965 nt
Organism: Galendromus occidentalis (western predatory mite)
Lineage: Eukaryota; Metazoa; Arthropoda; Arachnida; Mesostigmata; Phytoseiidae
Exons: 3
Coding region: 308-1798 (496 amino acids)
Biological process (GO): regulation of transcription by RNA polymerase II
Molecular function (GO): RNA polymerase II cis-regulatory region sequence-specific DNA binding; DNA-binding transcription factor activity, RNA polymerase II-specific; protein binding
Source: RefSeq, a predicted model, not a curated record
GAUUCGGAAGCCGGAGCGGAUACGGAACAAUGCUGUGAUGGUUCGGCAGAAUUUUUUCUGUUGAGGAAAUUCUCGGUUGGCAUGUGCGACUCCUGUUCUGCUGCAGCGAGCGAUGCUGAGGCCAUGACCUCGGCCUCAACUUAAGUGAAAAAAGUUCCCAAUGGCAGGGGCGAUUGUUGGCAACAACGUGCAAAUCAAGCGGACCGAAUAUACUGAGACGAGGAAAUAACUGAACAAGCGCGGUCAGUCCAAGUGCUGCUUCCGCCACUGAUUGCAGAAGAGAAUAUUUGAGGACUCUCCGGCGAGCAUGCGACUCGUACAGCACUGCCGAAAACUCCUGUCAGCAUUGAAGAAACAGAGGGAGCUCGAACCCUUGCUGUGUGACCUAACGCUACGAUCGCUCGACGAUCGACUGUUACGAUGCCACAAAGCGGUUCUUAGCGCCAAUUCCGAGUAUUUCAAUGCAAUGCUCACGUCCAGUUUCGUGGAGGCGUGUCAGAGUGUCGUGAGAGUUCCUUUCACCGGUGAUAUUCUCGAGAACGUGAUCGACUUUUUCUACGAUGGCUAUAUUCAUCUGAGCGUCGAAAACUGCUUGGAAUAUCUCGAGGCGGCGGACAUGCUUCUCGCUCAGGAUCUCAUCGCGGAAUGCCAAGAGUUCGUUGGUCAGAAUCUCUCGCAAGUAUUGAAUUGCGAGGAGACCUUAGUGAGAGACUCAACCUCGUUGGCCCAUCUCUUGCCUGUGCUUCAGCAUCAAUCGAAGCUCAACCUUAAACAAACAUUUUCAUCGCUGCAUCGAUGGGUCUCCGAGGAUCGAGCGAACCGCGUCCGGUGCUUCAUGGAACUCGAGAUGGCCGUGGUCGAGCGACUCCAGAGCGACCUCGAAGUCAAACUCGUCGUCGCACAGGAAUCGUUGUCCAACAACGAAGUGUUCGUGAACUUCCAGAACGCCGAGCAGGUAUUUCCCCAUCUGUUGAAGUUCGACGGGGAACGCUGGUCGAAAUGCCUGUGGCCACGUGAUGAGGAUCUACCGUAUAAUUGCGAGCACUUCUGCAUCGUCAAAUACGGAACGAGUUUGCUCUACUGUAAGACCCAAGGGGAUCCAGUCGUUUUCCGGGAGCUCGGGAAGCCGGACCGACCCGUGGAGGAAACGGCAGCCGCCUUGAUAGCGUUCCUCAAGUCCGAGAGACAUAUUUUCCUACAUAAGGUCACCCUCGCCGGAGAGCGUCUCAAGGUGUUCGACCGACACUCGAAAAUGUUCCGAUCGUUGGAGCUUCCGGCAUGCUACAAACUCAUCAAAGUCAACGAUAAAAGGAUCGCUGAAGACGUCGCCAACAACGAGAUAUUUCUCUCGGCUACCAUGCGAUUCCAGGACUCGAUGCUCCAAGAGGGAGUAUUCUGCUUCAAACUCAACGCGCAACAAGCUUGGAUAGCGGAACACGUUUCGUUGCUUCCGUAUAAAUCCUGCGAACGCGACAUACCGACAGUGUUCUGCGGUCAUCCCGUGAUUCUCUCGCCCGAAGACCGCAGGGCCUUCGUCCACGAACGUGGAGUCAACGGUCAGUGGAGGGAGAAGCUGUGUUUUCCCAUGCUGGAGUUGGAUAGUGCCAAUUUCAAGAUAAUCUACGUAUGCAGCUCAAAACGCAAGCUCUACCUCGUCGUCGAUCGGGACCAAGACGUUCGCAUUGUGUGUUACGAUGAGCUGUGGGCUUCCGGCCACGACGUGACCGAAAAGACGGAAUUUCCUUCGGCGCGCGUGGACUACGAACGCGGUGUGGUCUUCUGUCCGAGAGAGGGAUGACUGUGAGAAUUUGAGUCCCCAGGAGAACUUGACGGAGGGUUCCCUCUGCUAACGUCGAUGUAGAUUCGUAAUUCUCUGCCGUCAUUGACACGAUGACCCACCCAACAUAUGGACGCCAAUAAGAACCGGGUGAUGCUUGGAGACGGAAAGCGCUGACACCUAUGCGG